AUGAGCAGCCACAGCAACAUGCACACGCUCGACAUCCACUCCGCAACCUCGGAAGAGAUUCUUUCCCUUGACAACAUCCGCUCGGUGCUCAUCCGACUCGAAGAGACCAUCUGCUUCCAGCUCAUCGAACGAGCGCAGUUCGCCCGCAAUGCCAGAUGCUACCUUCCCGACGGGUUCCCACAGCUCAAGGAGCGCGAGGGCUGGAACAGCUCGUGGCUAGCGUGGUUCUUGAAGGAGACGGAAAGCACGCAUGCCAAAGUGAGGAGGUUCGAGGCGCCGGACGAGUACCCUUUCACAGACCCGAAAUUGCUUCCCAAGCCGAUUCUGGAACCGGUCGAGUACCCGGAGUUGCUCUGGAAGCAUGAAGUCAACGUAAACGACCAGAUCCUCAAGUUUUACGUAGAGUCGAUCGUUCCGGAUAUCACUAAGACUCUGGGAGAGAACGCCGACGAUGGACACUACGGAUCCUCCGCUAUCCGAGACAUCGAAGUGCUAUCAGCUCUGAGUCGAAGGAUCCACUUCGGAAUGUUCGUCUCGGAAUCCAAGUUCCGCACCGAACCAGCGGCAUUCAUCCCUCACAUCCUCAACCCGAACCGCGAAGCCCUCGCUGCGCUCAUCACCAAGCCGGCGGUCGAAGCGGCUCUGCUCGUACGGCUGGCCGAAAAGGCCAAAGUGUACGGUCAGGACAUGGAUCGAGCGGGUGCGAAUGCCGAGGAGAGGGAGAAGGCGAGGAAGAUCGAGGUGGACACGGUGGUGAGCAUCUACAAGACGUUUGUGAUUCCGCUGACGAAGGAGGUCGAGGUAGAUUACCUGUUGACGAGGUUGCAGGGUGUGGAGGAGGAGAAGGUGAAGGAGAUGGUGAGGAGUAAUAAGUUUGUAAGUUAG
This is a messenger RNA of Pseudozyma hubeiensis SY62, 885 nucleotides long. Its product is annotated as chorismate mutase. The coding region runs from base 1 to 885 and encodes 294 amino acids. Gene Ontology annotation, biological process: chorismate metabolic process; aromatic amino acid biosynthetic process. The record is from RefSeq and is a predicted model, not a curated record. Gene Ontology annotation, cellular component: cytoplasm. The transcript is spliced from 3 exons. NCBI's taxonomy places the organism in Eukaryota, Fungi, Basidiomycota, Ustilaginomycetes, Ustilaginales, Ustilaginaceae. Gene Ontology annotation, molecular function: chorismate mutase activity.